Salvia hispanica is the source of this 1611-nucleotide messenger RNA. The record is from RefSeq and is a predicted model, not a curated record. Lineage: Eukaryota; Viridiplantae; Streptophyta; Magnoliopsida; Lamiales; Lamiaceae.
AGAAAAACGCUCGCUAACAACUGUAAGGUGUCGGUGGUGUAACCUUUACUCUAAAAAUCCAUUGUAGAUCCAACAAAUUUAGUCUAAAACCCUCCAAAGAUAUCGUUUUCAUUCACAAGAUUCCAUCUUUACUGUUUUUCAAUAGAGAUCCCUUCAGCUGAAAUCUAGUGUUUGGCAUUUUCGUUUCACUCGUUUCUCAAAUAUUUGCCGAAUGUCUCAAAUUCCAACAACUUGGGUGUAGUCAAAAUCUAGUCUUUGGCAUUCGGGAAGAUAUAUAUUUCUCAGCUCUCUCUCUCUUUGGAAGAAAAUGGGGGAGAAGAGUGGUUCGAAAGGGUGGUGUGGUUGGUUUCUGGCGUUUGUAGUUUUGGGGGCAGUGGUUUUGGCGGUUUUCUUCACUGUUAGAUCCAAGAUCCACAAAUCUGAUUCUGGGCCUGCCCCUGUUCCUGGCCCUCCUGGCGCCAUUGCCAAGAAAUAUGCUGAUGCUCUCAAGGUUGCAACUCAGUUUCUCGACAUACAAAAAGCUGGGAAGCUGGAGGAUAAUCAAAUUACGUGGAGGGGGGAUUCGGCUUUGGAUGAUGGGAGUGAAGCGAAAUUGGAUCUCUCCAAGGGAAUGUAUGAUGCCGGUGAUCAUAUGAAGUUUGGAUUUCCAAUGGCCUUCACUGCCACAGUCUUGUCAUGGGCCAUCCUCGAGUAUGGUGACCAAAUGAAGGCUGUAGAUCAGUUGGAGCCCGUUCAAGGCUCGCUUAAGUGGAUCACAGACUUCCUCGUUAAUGCUCAUCCUACUGAUAAUGUGUUAUACAUUCAGGUUGGGAGCCCUAAAGCGGACCAUAGUUGUUGGGAGAGACCCGAGGAUAUGAAAGAGGCAAGGCCCCUCACACAAGUGAACACGUCUGCUCCGGGAACUGAUGUUGCUGCAGAAACAGCAGCUGCUCUAGCAUCGGCAUCUCUGGUGUUUAGGAGCAGUGACUCUGCAUACUCGGCUACUCUUCUUAAGCAUGCCAAACAAUUAUUUACUUUCGCGGACAAAUAUAGAGGAUCUUAUAGCGUCAGUAUUCCUGAAGUACAAACUUUCUACAACUCCACCGGCUAUGGUGAUGAGCUCUUGUGGGCAGCAAGUUGGCUCUUUCAUGCUACACGGGAUAAAUCAUAUAUGGAAUACGUCACUGGAAAAAAUGGUGAAGAUUUUGCCGAUUGGGGGAGUCCGACUUGGUUUAGCUGGGAUAACAAGCUCGCGGGAGCUCAGGUUCUGCUAUCCCGAGUUUCCUUCUUUGGCUCAAAGGACGUCUCCAAUUCCAAUGUCCUCGACAAAUAUAGAGAGUCAGCAGAAGCCGUAAUGUGUGGUCUAUUACCCAAAUCGCCAACUGCUACCACUAGCAGAACACGCAGUGGUUUAGUGUGGAUAAGUCAAUGGAACGCGUUACAGCAUCCUGUUGCCUCAGCAUUUCUAGCAGUCAUAUACAGCGAUUACAUGCUCUCGUCCCGAGUGGCAACACUAUCUUGCAAUGGAAGAGAUUUUAGGCCAUCAGAUCUACGGAAGUUCGCACUCUCUCAGGUACACUUUGCCACCUUAUACGAAAGUUCAUACUCGUAGUUAGAACGGAGAUUACAAAG